UAGAGGACAAGACCAGCCUGCGCGGAACGGAACUGCGUAAUUAUAUCGAUCGAUCAACUAUCAAGUACGCGCCAAUCCACCGCGCCGCCGCCCUCCGUAAUAUAUAAAUAAAAAAAAUCCGGUGAACACAAAGAUGGCACUGUCAUUAGUUCACACUGAAUUGGUAUCCAUGCAAGGCCUUCGCGUCGAUGGGCGCAGGCCUCACGAGCUCGCCGUAGUAAGGUGCAAGCUCGGUGCCAGCUCCAAACCUGAUGGGAGCGUGUACUUGGAACAAGGAUGUACCAAGGUUUUGGUUGCUGUUUAUGGGCCCCACCAAGCAUCCAAAACAAAAAUGCUACCAAAUGCUGUAGCACUCAAUUGCAAAAUCAGCAUUGCUAGAUUUGCAACAGCCAUGAGGAAAAGUGAUCCGGCAGAUGAGCGAAAAGUUCUGGAAAAUAUGUCAAUGAAUUUGAAGCAGGCUCUCUUGGCUACCCUCAAAUCAGAGCUCUAUCCUCGCUCACAGAUAGAUGUGUAUGUUGAAGUGUUACAGGAUGACGGCAAUGCAUUCUGUGCGAGUGUAAACGCGGCCUGUCUCGCGCUCAUUGACGCCGGGAUUCCCAUGAGAGAGUACGUGACUGCGUGCUCCGCUUCCAUAGCGAUCACAGAUGACCAGAAGCAACAUCUUCUGGUGGACGUCAACAAAGGCGAGGAAGCUGCAGGCUGCGCUGUGUUGACUGUGGCCUGCUUGCCUGAUACGGGAAAAAUCGCUGUUCUGGAUUUGACUCACAGAGUCCACAUGGAUCAUUUUGAAAAGGUGUUAAACACGGCUAUACAAGGAUGCAAAGAUAUUAAGAUUGUGUUGGACAAAGCUCUGCGGCAGUAUUUAGCCGAGACCUGGCCUCAUUAAACUACACACGACUAUGAUCUUGUUUCUUGUGUUAAUCGUUAUUUUUUUUUUUAAUGAUUGUUUGCUGAAGAUUAGUAUGUUUGCGUGGCAUUCAUGAUUUGACCAGCUUUUAUUUAGCUUCUACUUUUUGUAAGAUGUAUUUUUUCUUGCGUUUAGUAAGGUAUGUAUUCUAUCAAUGUAAAAUUAAGCGGGUAUUACAGGGGUCUCUAGUCUAUAUUUUUUGAAAAAAGUAUUUGACUGCCAAAGUCUAUUCUGAGAUAUUAAAAAUAUUCACGAAGUGAAUUAGUUCUUUAUAGGGCAAGGUUUAUUAAGUAUUUAGAAAUAAAAUGUUUUCGAAUUUGGCUGACUGAUCGUAAUAAAUUUUGCGCGAAGCGCUGUAGGUUACUUCAUUUAUAAAAGAAAAUUAAGCUUGCGAGAGGUAAGAAUGAAUACACCUAUGUGUGUGUGUUUGUUACUCUUUCACGAUAAAAGUACUGGAUAAAAUUUAAUGAAGCUUGGCAGUAAUAUAGCUUAAAUAUCAGUUUAAAAUCUAGGCUACUAUACAUAUAUGUUAGGGAAGUCAUUCCCUAAAACGUCAUACUAACCAAGUCAAAAAGAUCUAAAAAAGCGUAAUCGAGACUUUCCAGGUACAGGCAGUUAUACUUGCUCAUAUUAGAUGCUGGAAAAAUUAUGGUGUACCUACUCUACGCUGGUGCGUAUUUUAUUUUGUGAACGAAGUGAUCGGUCUAAUUUAGCCUUCAGUAGGUACAUUUUACCAUUUCUCUCGUCAUUUAUUUUAUAUGACUAUGUUAGAUUUACAUAUUUUUUGGGUAUGUUUGUCUUAAGUACUUAUGCGGUCAGUGACCAAUUAAUUAAUGUAAUAGUGUUAGAAAUUGCUAAUUUUGGUUAGUAUUAAGAACUCAGAUUUUUGUGUGUAGCAUUAAAUCUGGUCCAAUAGUAUGUAAAACAUUAACUUACAUUCAAUAAACAUUCAUUAAUAUUAGCCAUUUUCAAAAAAGUUAUAUAACUAUCUUGAAUAUUUACUCAGGACAACAUGUUCCGCUCCAUUGUUGUUGAUAAAAUGCAUUUAGGACUCUUUGAUUAUACCUACCACUUGUAAUAACUAUUGUUAUAACUUGAAAAAAAUAUGACCAUUGUAUUGAUAAUAAUCUUAGUUAAGUACUUAUACUCAAGAUUUGAUGUCUGAAUCUCCAAUUUGAUGAAAUAAAUAAUACUGUCGUAUA
Messenger RNA from Helicoverpa zea (corn earworm), 2109 nucleotides. RefSeq names its product exosome complex component RRP41-like. The transcript is spliced from 7 exons. NCBI's taxonomy places the organism in Eukaryota, Metazoa, Arthropoda, Insecta, Lepidoptera, Noctuidae. The record is from RefSeq and is a predicted model, not a curated record. Gene Ontology annotation, biological process: U4 snRNA 3'-end processing; rRNA catabolic process; poly(A)-dependent snoRNA 3'-end processing. Bases 134 to 886 code for a protein of 250 amino acids. Gene Ontology annotation, cellular component: nucleolus; cytoplasmic exosome (RNase complex); nuclear exosome (RNase complex).